AGUCGAAGAUCAACAUUUGUCCAGGAGUAGUCUCUCCCAAGCCCUUUGUCCCUUUACUCAACUAACAGUGUAUUUACUGGGCCCAGUAAAUACUCGUAGUUGACAAAGUGCGUAAUUCCCUAAACAACUUUUCAAAACUUCACAAUUUCAACGUACACAACAUAAACAAACUUUGCAUGCAUACACUCAUGUAACCAAGUUUUAAGCAAUUAAAUCAAAUAAGUAGUGCUCGUUAAAGUGACUGCGUUAAAAAUUAAAGAUUUAAUCAUUUUUAUUACCGCCGGCAAAACGAAUUUUUGUGCAAUCCAUCCAAUAAUUAGAUAAAUUAGUUGGUUUCAUUUUGUGUUUAAAAUUUUAAUUUUUUUUAUAAAUCAUCGCAACAUUUAUAUAUAUUCAACAAGUAGCAUGUAGUUCACCAAAGUUCUUACAAAAGUACAAAUUUUUACCUGGAUAUUUUGUAAAUAAAUGCAAAUAUUGGUAGAUACUAGGCACAAGGUACAUAGUACUAGAUAGCAAUUAAUUCAGAAUGGUGAAGAAAAGACUGAAGGGCCACAAUGUGGACAAGUGGCCUCCGUUUUAUCCCGUAACCUGUAAAACCUUAGAUAGUUGUAAAUUUAGUACUCGAAGAUAUAGCUUUAGAACAAGUUUAAGUGUGACCACGGUUCUACUUUUCGCAUGGCUGAAUAUUUCGUUGGCCGAAGUGCUAACGCCACCAUACUUCAACUUGGCCCAGGGGAGACGAAUUUACGCCUCGGCGACGUGUGGGGAAUCUCCAGAUGGACUUCCGCAACACGAAAUGUAUUGCAAUCUGGUGGGUGCCACGACAGAUGCGGAUGAUGCUCACAAUGUCAUCGGUGGUCAGUACUGCGGAGAAUGCGAGAAGGGACUUGAGGGACAUUGGCACCCAGCAGAGUAUGCAAUCGACGGAUCCGAGCGUUGGUGGCAAUCACCACCACUCUCCCGUGGAGUCAAGUACAAUGAAGUUAACCUCACCAUUGAUCUCGGCCAGGAAUUUCAUGUUGCGUAUAUAAAUUUACAAAUGGCAAACUCUCCAAGACCCGGCGUCUGGAUUCUGGAAAGAUCAUCCGACAACGGAGUUACGUAUCAUCCCUGGCAAUUUUUUGCAGAGAAUCCCAUUGAAUGUGCCCGAUUCUUUGGAAGAGAUAGCAUUCUCCCACUCACGGCAGAUGACGGUGUAAUUUGUGACACGUCAAAUUCUAAAGUUGUGCCAUUGGAGAAUGGAGAGAUCUUCAUUAAGCUUCUUGAAAAUCGACCAUCAGCCAAAAACUUUUUUUCUUCUGAAGCGUUGCAGCAAUGGACACGUGCCACUCAUGUCCGAUUACGAUUUCUCAGGACAAAGACACUUUUGGGACAUCUGAUGUCUUUGAGUAGGCAGGACUCCUCCGUGACAAGACGGUACUUUUACUCCAUCAAAGGAAUCGAAAUCGGUGGUCGUUGUCGUUGCAAUGGUCAUGCUGACAUUUGCCCCCCGGCCAAUGACGGGGACCCGUACAAACUACUCUGCUCGUGUCAGCAUAAUACGUGCGGCUCGCAAUGUGAAAUCUGUUGUCCGGGCUUCGUCCAAAAGGCGUGGCGUGUCUCUACAAAUUCGUCUCCUUUUGUCUGCGAAGCUUGCAACUGCUUCGGGCACAGCAAUGAGUGUGAAUACGACGAAAAUGUGGACAAUCAGAAGCUGUCGUUGGAUAUUGCUGGGAACUUUGAUGGAGGUGGCGUCUGUAAGAAUUGUCGGCAUCACACGGAAGGCAUUAAUUGCAACAAGUGCCAAAGUGGAUUCUUCAGACCUUACGGGAAACAGCCGGAUGCAAUUGAUGCUUGUCAAUCGUGUAACUGCAACUACCACUAUUCCACUGGCAACUGUGAAGAUGGUUCUGGUCGUUGCGAAUGUUCUCCAGCAUUUUUAGCACCAAAUUGCGACGCUUGUAGCGUAGGCUAUUAUGACUACCCAGAGUGCAAAGUUUGCGACUGUCACCACAACGGGACGCGCGACAGCGUUUGUGAAGUGGGAGGGGGUCAGUGUCCCUGCCUACCGAACUACACAGACAAGAACUGUGACAGGUGUGGAGAUGGGUACUAUAAUUUCCCAGACUGCUUACCUUGCCAAUGUGAAGACUUUGGAUCUCUGUCACCAGUGUGUGACCCGGAAAAUGGUCAGUGCGAAUGUGUCAACAAUUUCGGUGGCAGAAACUGCGACCAGUGUGAGGAUGGCUAUUAUAACUUUCCAACUUGCACAUACUGCAAGUGCGACGUGCAAGGAACUCGUGAGGGCAGGUGUGACAAGAUUUCUGGCGAAUGCUUGUGUCGUGAAGGGUACGGAGGGGCUCGAUGCGACCAGUGCCUUCAAGGUUUUUACGGCUACCCGGAAUGCAAAACUUGUAAUUGCAGCUCAGUUGGAAGUGCAAGCACGGUUUGCGACACAACCGGAAAAUGUCCAUGUCUCCCUAAUUUUUCCGGCCGUACUUGUGAUCAGUGCACUCCUGGUUAUUAUCAGUAUCCAGAAUGUUUACCGUGUAGUUGUAAUGAUGAGGGGGCGCGUGGCGUGUCGUGUGAUGAUGAAGGAAAAUGUCAGUGUAAAAGCAAUUUUGAUGGACUGCGUUGUGAAGAGUGUCGAGGUGGAUUUUAUAACUGGCCUGCUUGCGAAGAAUGCAACUGCGAUCCUGCUGGAGUCACCGAAUCUUUUCGAGGUUGUGGGGAUUCGCCCCCGGGAGAACUCUGUCAGUGCAAGGAAAAGGUGGAAGGUAGAAUCUGUAACCAAUGCAAACCGUUAUAUUGGAAUCUUCAGCAAUGGAACCCUGUGGGAUGUGAAGAUUGUGACUGCCAUGGUCCUGGAAUUUUGGGUGGAGUGAGAGUCUGUGAGGGCAAAGAUGGGCAAUGUCCUUGCAAAAAUAAUGUAGGAAGCAGAAGAUGUGAGCAUUGUCUUGAUGGAUUCUACAACAUGACCUCCAGAGAUAUUUUCGGAUGCCAAGAUUGUGGAUGUGAUGUUGGUGGGAGUGUGAACAGCUUUUGUGACAAAAGCACCGGGCAAUGUCCAUGUCGGCCGAGAAUCACUGGACAACAGUGUACAGCGCCCUUGGUAGCCCACUUCUAUCCAACCCUCUACCAGUACCAAUAUGAAGCAGAGGAUGGGACGACGCCGAGCGGGGGUCAGGUCAGAUUUGGGUACGAUGAAAACCUAUUUCCCGACUUUUCAUGGAGAGGAUAUGCCGUUUACUCACAACUGCAGCCGGAAACAAACCAUGAAAUCUUCAUUGACAAGUCAUCUCUGUACUUUGUCAUUAUUCGGUAUCACAAUCCCAGCUCAGAAACAAUUGUGGGAGAGAUCAAAGCCGUGCCUGACAACCCUUCUGAUGAAAUGCAAGGAUACAAAGUGAGAUUUGAGCCAAAAUCUGGCUUUAUCACAGUAUCCAUCGGAAAUAGUCCUACGCCCUUCGUUCUAAAUCCUGGUCGAUGGCAGUUUUCAAUCAAGAGUGACCAGUACUUGCUAGUGGAUUACUUCACCAUUUUGCCUGAGCCGUACUACGAGGGCAGCGUUCUGUCACAUUCUUCAAAUGUUCCUUGCACUCUCAACACCACGGCUCGUAGUCGAACAAAUACCAACACCAUCAUCAUUCCAGACUCUUGUGCCAAAUAUAAGUUCCCGUCCAUCGACAAAUUCGAGUCGGUAACGGCGGCACAAGGAUAUUCUCUCACGGAAACAGGCGACAGAGCCGACCUGACCAAGUUCUAUUCCGACAAGAGGGUUAUUGACGCCUUGGACAUUACUGAGGAGCGGAUGGCACUGUUAUCGAGUCAGCAGCCUCAAAUUCACAUGGACUUACCACUCAGCAAUGGGGGGCGCUAUGCAUUGUUGCUAGAAUAUUUCACACCCAUUGGAGCAAAUCUUACCGAAGUUCAAGUUCAGACAACGUCAAACAAAGGCUCCAGCACUGGCAUAGCUCUCAUCCACAAUUGCAAAUAUGGAUUUCUUUGUCGCCAAGUUGUGACAACUGAAGAUGGAGAGAUUGCAGUUUUUAGAAGUGACAAGAGUUCCAUGAAGAUUGCUCUCAAGUUAGGAAACGGAGAGGAUGGAAAAUCUGUUGACAGAAUUGCUAUUAACAAAGUGACUGCGAUUCCACUUGGAAGAUGGUCGUUGGAUCACAUAACACCGAGAGAGUAUUGCGUAGUGAAAAAUGGGACUUGUGUCGUCUCUGGGUAUGAAUUACCUCCAGGAGGCAUCAGGAUUGAAGCCGAGUCCGCAGACAAGGACCGUGUCGUUGGGGAGGAUAAUUUGCCUGACGGUGUCUCGGGAAAGAAUCUGGUGUUGUUGGAUUCCCAAAAUCGUACCGUACAAAUGGGAGGAAGGGUCCCCAUUUCGGGAUAUUACAACAUUAUAGUUCACUAUUAUCAGCCAGAAAAUCCAAAGUUUGAUGCUGGAGUAAUAAUUCAGGAUGGCCAGCAUUAUCAAGCCAAAGUGCCAAUGGUGCAUUGCCCAUCCAUUGCUGGGUGUAGAGCAGAAGUUGCUCAGGAUGAUAAAAACACCAAAUUUUACAUCCAGGACAACUUUUUGGUGACUUUAAAAUCUCCAAAGAAUGUCUGGAUUGAUUACAUCCUUCUAGUUCCUGAAGAGUCUCAGUCACAACGGGAAAAUGGGAAUCAACUCAAGAAAUAUUUGUCACAAAGUCCUCUGGACGAUACAAGGAAGUUUAUCGCCGAGUGUGGAAAGAGUCAUUUUCAUCUCGCACCACACAACGUGUCACAAUUUUGCAAAGACGCUGUGUUCUCCAUUACUGCGGACUACAACAAUGGUGCACUUCCAUGUCAAUGUGAUUACUAUGGCUCAACAGCUUUCGCGUGUUUGGAAUUUGGUGGCCAAUGUCCCUGUAAAGAUAAUGUGAUUGGACGACAAUGUUCAAGGUGUCGCACUGGAUAUUUUGGGUUCCCUGAAUGCAAGCCAUGCGAUUGUCCAUCUACUGCUUUGUGUGAUGAAAAUUCGGGGGCUUGUAUUUGUCCACCUCGAGUAACUGGCGAGAAAUGUGACACUUGUUCUCCACUCACGUACGGCUUUGACGCACUCAUUGGUUGCGAGGAAUGCAAUUGUUCCCCUCUCGGAGUGGAAAACGGAAACCAACAAUGCGAUCUUGAUAACGGGAGUUGCUCGUGUAAACCAAACGUUGUGGGGCGACAAUGUGACAAAUGUAAACCUGGAUUUUGGGCCUUCCCAUAUUGCCAAAUGUGUGAUUGUGACAUUCGUGGAACUACAGAGGAUAUUUGUAGCCAGGAUACGUCAGCUUGCAAUUGUAAAGUGAAUGUAGAAGGUCGAAGUUGCGAACAGUGCAAGCCUGGAAGUUUUAAUCUGCAAGAGGACAAUCCUUCAGGAUGCACGAGUUGCUUCUGUUUUGGAAAGACGACACGUUGCACAACUUCCUACAUGUUUUGGACUCAGAUAUCAUUUGGAAAAUCUCACUGGACGGCAGUGGCUCUGAAUCCACACUCGAAGGACUCUAGCAAUCUAGAAACAGACUAUCCCACAGAAUUUGAACACAAUGACCUUUCUGGCGAAGAUGAAAACUCUUUCGCUCCUGUGUACGUACCCGACGAUUCCGUACCAGAGCAGGAUGAGAACCAUCUCAUCUAUUUCCGUACAGAAGUGGACGCUAACCAUUUGGCCAGUUUGGGGGGAACGCUGAGCUACACCCUAAUUUCGGAGCCGGAUAAUGCCCAUCCUCGCGAGACGUUUGCUGGCCCUGAAGUAAUCUUGGAAGGGAACGAGUUGGCUCCUUCAUCAGGAACUAUACGGCUCAUGCACUUUUCAAUCGCACAUCUCGAUGGUGAUCACACGAUGCGGAUGAAUUUACGUUUAAGCGAGGACAGUUUUGUGGUGGCCAGCCAUUCCAGCAGUGGAGGCCUCAUCCCCGCCACGAGAGAUCAGCUCAUGGUCGUGAUGAAAGGCUUAAAAGCAAUUUACAUCCGAGGUGGAUACUGGGAACAUUCGAAAGAAUUGCGAUUAAGUAAUUUUGGCAUUGAUGUGGCCACUGAGGACUACAACAAUCAGUACGCCCAACCAGAAGAUCGUGCCGUGACGGUGGAGCAGUGUCAUUGUCCUCCAAACUAUCAGGGCCUCUCAUGUGAAGAAUGUGCUCCUGGGUAUUACCGUUCCCCUUCCGGACCAUUUGGUGGAUUUUGUGUCCCAUGCCAGUGUAACGGACAUUCAGACCUGUGUGACCCUGUUUCUGGAGUCUGCCUGGAUUGCAAACACAACACGACGGGAGAUCACUGCGACAUGUGCGAGGAAGGGUUUCAUGGGGACGCACAUGGUGGAACGCCAUAUGACUGUCUGAUCUGCGCUUGUCCCAUUCCAAUCGCCUCCAACAACUUUGCUACCCAGUGCGAACUAUCUCAAGAUGGAAGAGCCAUAAGUUGUACGUGCAAGGACGGCUAUAUCGGGCCUCGUUGUGAAGGAUGCGGUCCUGGAUUUUUUGGAAGGCCGGAGGUUCCAGGCGAUUUAUGUAAACCAUGCAACUGUUCGGGCAAUAUUGACCCCACCGAUCCAUAUUCAUGUGACACCGUGACUGGAGCUUGUCUGCGCUGCAUGAACAACACGGGAGGCCCUGCGUGUGCCCUUUGUGCUUCUGGCUUUUAUGGGGACGCCUUACUCAACAAAAACUGUCGACAAUGCGCUUGCAACAAAUGCGGAACUGCAGAGUGCGAUAACCAGCGCGGUGAAUGUCAAUGUUUGCACAAUUUGGAGGGUUUUCUAUGUGACCGAUGUAAACCAGAUCAUUACGGAUUGUCGAGGUGUGACGGACUCGGUUGUCAAUACUGUGACUGUGCUAUAGCUUCAAAAUCCACACAAUGUGACGAUCUCACUGGCCAGUGCGAGUGCCGAGAUGGAACUACGGGUCAAAGAUGUGAGCGUUGUUCCCCCGGCUACUGGAAUUACACUCAGGACGGAUGUCAAGCUUGUGAGUGUAACUCUGAGUACGCGAUUGGAGUUGGAUGUGACCCAGAGACAGGUCAAUGUUCGUGCCUGCCUGGCGUCGUCGGAGAAAAGUGCGACCGUUGUCCAUGGCGCUGGGUUCUUAUCGAAGAUCGUGGAUGUCAAAACUGCGACUCUUGUCAACACCAACUUCUUGACGUUACGGAUCAUCUCGCAGCCGAAUUGGACCCUGUGAAGGAUGAAUUCGAAAAUGUGGCAGUUUCUUACUUCACUACUCAAAAAUUGGCAUAUUUCAAUGACACGGUGACUAAGUUGAAACCAAAUGUUCAACUCAUGGAUCCAUCAAAGGCAGACUUGAGCGAAUAUUACCGGGCAGUGGAUGACCUAGAAACUGAUGCUGCAACGCAAAGACAAAAAGCCGAAGUAAAUGAAGACAGUCUGGUAAAGAAAGCCAAACAGAGCGCAAAAUUGAGGGAAAAGUCAUUUGAGGUGGAGUCCAAUGUAUUACAAGCGGUUGGAAAGGCAAGAGUUACCGUGUUUGAGGCGAAGGAUUUGAUGGAAGGACUCCUCAAAGAAGACAAACCAUCAUCCAGUCCUCAAACAGACGCUGCAAAGGCAGAAGCAGAAGCAAUUAUUGCCUCCAUGCAAUCUGUAAAAUUCGACCAUAAACCUGCUAUCGAAGAAAAUGCAACAGUGACAACAGUGCUCAAAGACAUGAAAAAGUUUGUUCGCCCACUGGACAAAUUAAAUAAGGAUUUGGGCGCUGUUUCAAAGAACAUUGCUGAAGCCAAGGACAAAUUACGAGACCUGCGGAACCAAAGUGACUAUUCCAUCUCUACUUCCAGAAAAGCAAAUGAAAUUGGCAAUAAAAUCAAAGAUGCGAAGUUUUCAGUGAAACUGGGGCUUCUGGAAGAGAAAGCGUCAAAUAUGUUGGAAUCUGCAGCGAUUGCAACUGAACUCAACCUGGAAACUCCAAAAAUUCGCCAAGCACUUGAAACAAGCUAUGAUGAAUUAGAUACCACGGUUGGUAAUGUGAUUGGAAAUCGUGGCCAAUUGGACGAGACUGUGAACGCCUUGGUUGCGGAGCUGGAACAAAAUGAGAACACGGUGACAAAAUCCCAAAGCCAUGCAGCCCAAUUAGCAUACGAAGCCGAUGAAUUAGACGCAAUGUUAGCUGGGACAAAAGCUCAUGCCGAUGUUGCAGUGGGUGCGGCGACUGCCUAUAAGACCAUUGCGGACUCCUUAAACGAGGCAUUGAAGGGAGCUGACAUGUCGAAGGGGGCGGCAGAAAAUGCGACCGACGUUAUCAACAGCUUGGAUAGUGCUGAGGAAUUUACGGCGGAACCUUCCCGAAAUCUGUUGGUCAUGGCUGCGACGUCUCAACGACAGGUGGAGAACGACCUAAAAAUUCCAUUACGGGAUGCACAGAGCACAUUGGCAAAUGUUGAAGGUGCCAAUAACAUCACGGCCUACACAAUCUCCAACUUUGCAAAAGAAUUGGACAAACUUUCACUGCCAAGAGAUACCUCAGAUAUUACACGCUCGGUUCGGACUUCCGACGAAGCUCUGAAUAAGGCACAGGAUGUUGAAGAUGAAGUUCACGCAAUUGUGGAAGCGUUGCCCGACCAUUCAAAUAGCAUGAAAAGACUUCGAGUAACAGUGAACGAAUUGAAUUCAGGAACGGGGAUUUCAGACUCACAACUGAACCAGGCCAAAGACUCAAUUCCUCUCUCGAACGCCAUCAGAGGGAAUCUAGAAAACUUGAAACCAGGUUUUGAAGACAAAAAGAGUGACGUGGGUGCCAAGAUUUCAGAUCUGAAGGCUCAAAUUGCUGCUGCAAGGGAGCAAGCUAACCGUGUCCCCGUAGGAAUGAAUUUACAAGAUUCGUCUACCCUCCUGCUCGCCAAUCCUCAGUCCCUCGAGUCUCAACAAGCGCAGACAAAAGUGUCAUUCUACUUUAAAACGCAGGACGAUGGCCUAAUUUUCUACAUUGGAAAUGAACCUGGAAAGAAGGAGGAAGAUUUCAUGUCUGUCGAGGUUGACCGUGGUUAUGCUGUGCUAACCCUGGACUUGGGAUCUGGGCCUCAGAGGAUAACAAACGAGAAGUAUGUUGCGGACAACCAAUGGUACAAGGCCACAGUGGACCGAUCCGGAAAAACAGUGCGGUUCACAAUCGCUCAAGAUCAUAACGGGCGAUUAGAAGAAACUGUCAAGGAAGAUUAUCUUACAGGCUCAAAAUCACUAUUCAAUGUAGAUAGCAACUCUUCCAAGCUUUUCAUUGGUGGGUUGCCUCCAGGCGUGGUGCGCAGCCCGGUUCGGUACUCCACAUAUCGUGGUGCCAUAGAAGAAUUAAUGAUUGGAGAUGAAAAAGUCGGAUUAUGGAACUUCAAAAAUGCCCAAAACGUCGCUCCCGCAAUGGAACGAGAUAGAUUCAUCGACCUUCACACUGAAACCGGACUUCGAUUCCAGGGCAAUGGAUAUGCUAUUCUAGAUAGGAAACAAUUCCCCUUGAGAGAACGAUCAGCAAUUACGUUCAGAUUCAAAACACGCUCUAAAAAUGGUCUAAUAUUCCUCGUUGGGAAAGGAAGGAAGUAUAUGGCCAUCUACAUGGCCAACGGAAAUGUGGUAUUCCAAUAUGAUCUUGGUGGAGGUGCGGCCUCCUCACGAACUGGUCAAGUUUACAACGAUGGCCAAUGGCACACCGUGGAAAGCGUGAGGUACCGACAGAGAAGUCAUUUGACCGUUGAUGGAGAGAGAAUCGGAGGGGAAAGCCCGGGUCUUCAGACUACUUUGGGGGUGGGCGACUACAUGUAUUGGGGCGGGUAUCCUGGCGAACAUGGUUAUCCAGACGUCAGUAAUAGAGCCUUUGAGGGCUGUCUGGAACAAGUUGCGAUUGAUCAAGCACCAGUGGACUUGACACAAGCUGUGGAGUCAAGAUAUACUGUUGUAGGCUGUCCAUCGUCACAAUUUGCUCCGACAGUGGCCACUUUCUUCGGUCAGGGAUAUGUUCAAGUUUCUUCAGCGGAUUCGCCCGUAUCUGGUCCCGUUGUAGUUACGAAGGAUGAUGCAUUUGAAGUCAACUUCCGUAUGCGGUCCAAUGAUACCAACGGUCUCGUAUUUUACGGAACAGACGCUGACCAGUCCAACUACCUCUCAGUGUCCUUGAGUGAUGGUUCCCUGGUUGUGAAGACUGAUCCGGGUGGCUCAGAAAUUACGACCGAUGCAUUGAACGAUGCUGAAUGGCAUGUCGUCACUGUAACGAGAGACAAUGGCAAACUCGUUGUUAAUGUGGAUGACGAUCAUGAAUAUGUUGAGAGUGCACCAGGCGGUCCCAUCCAACUCGGUACGCCUGGUUCUAUUUUGCUCUUUGGAGGUCGACCGGACGAUUACGAUAUUCGUUCAGGAGCUGCAGAGUCGGAUCGUCCUUAUUCUGGUUGCUUGGCGGACAUUAGCAUAAACGGAAAGCGGCUGGAUUUCACCGAGUCCGAUGUCAAGGAAGCUUCGAUUGGUCAGAAAUGCUUCACUGAGCAGGAGAAAGCAGCCAUGGCUUUGGAAAUGAGUGCACCAGAAGCUGCCGGACGAACUAUUUCUAGCCAGGAUGAAGAUGAGGAGGAUGACGACAGCAUUUUUGGUUCACGUCCUUCCGCCACCCCCUCACCAACCAGAGUGCCGGAACAUCAUCAUCACCACCCAGCUCCGGAAGAACCAAACUACGAUGCUGUAGACAAGCUAACCGGAGGGGAAGUAGGAAAGGGUGACGACGAUUUUGAUUUCCCAGAGUCAGAGGAAGAGGACGAGAAACCAAAAAAGAAAUUGGACGAUGAAGUGAAACCUACGCCAUGGAUGAAAUGCGCUUUACCAUUUAGAGAAGUCCCGAAGGCUGAUAUGACUGAGGAUGUCGACAUGGACGAUGGGGUCAUGUUUGGAAGCAUGGAUAAAACCUCGCGACUCGAGUACUUUCAACCAAAAGAGGAUGGUUCGAGAUCGGAAUAUCAAAUCCAGUUUAAGACGAGCUAUGGGAGUGGGCUCAUCUUCAUGUGGACCGUUGUUGAGAAGCCGGAUUACAUUGCACUCUUUUUGAGAAAGGGAUUCCUCCACUUUGCUUUUGAUUCUGGAGCAGGUCCCGCAUUCCUCAAUUCCACAGUGAUGUACAACGACACCCAGUGGCACAACGUUAGCGUCUCCAGAUUCGAGAAGCAGGGAACCCUUGAGGUGGAUGGAGCCGUCAUUGCAACAGGAAUGUCAGCCGGAAGCACCACGGCAGUUAACGGUGGAACUACGAUUUUUGUCGGGGGUCUUCCUCAAGACGCGUGGACCAGGAUCCUCACCUCGAGAAAACUGUUGAAUGUUAACACUCCUUUCCGCGGAUGUCUUCGAAAGUUCAAAGUAAGAAGUAAAGCUCCACCUGCCCCCAGAGUAGCUCAUUCAGUGCACGCAUGUCGGGAUCAGGUAGAGCAGGGCAUGUUUUUCUACCCGAAUGCUGGAUACUUAAAACUGGCGGAUGAAUUCAAGGUGGGUCGUCACAUAAAGUUGUCGAUGAACAUCAAACCUCGUCAUCCGUCUGGAAUAUUGGUGGCGGUUCAUGGCGAAAAAGACUUUAUGGUUCUCCAGCUGGUCAACGGAACGGUCAAGUUUAGCGUCGACAGUGGGAAGGGCGUGCAGUCAUCCUCCUUCCAGAAAGAAACGUAUGACCUUUGCGAUGGAAAUUGGCACACGAUCCGAGUAACAAAAUCCAAGAACGUUGUCACGCUGGCCUUGGACAAAUUCCACUCCAACCCAGGGAUUGGACCUGCUGGAAGACUGAUCACAGACACAAAUGGUCCACUCUAUGUUGGUGGACAUCCAGACCCCACAAGUUUCAAAGGGAUAGAGACCACUGACCAGUUUGUGGGUUGUAUGAAAGAUUUCAUGAUUGAAGGAAGACAAUACAAGCUUGAUUAUGAAUCGAUUGUGGGAACAGUUGGACUCCACGGCUGUCCUUCCGAUUAAUCUUCAACUGCAUCGAUCGCAAUAUUCUAGUUGAUUUAUUUGUUACUCUUCGCUAUUUUUUACUGGAUGAAACCUUAAACUCCGUUGAUUUUUUUAUAAUUUAUGAUUUAUAAUUUAGUGUAAUUUAUUAUUUAUGAUAUUUAUCCCUUUGUUUGGUUACCAGUUAGUGAUGUUUCCCAAAGCUGCAAGAAAUAAGCUACUAAACUGCCGUUAUGAUGUAACAUACAUAUAAAUAAAGUAUAUGCUACAUACAUAUAGUAUAGAUACGUAGUAAAUAAAUCUUGUAAAUCUCGUAAAAUUCAACGUUUUUAAAUGUUUAAGCGGUUGGGAAUAAAUACAUUACCAUAAUAUACGUACAAAUGA
Messenger RNA from Folsomia candida, 12286 nucleotides. It is a transcript of the gene LanA, whose product is annotated as laminin subunit alpha. The record is from RefSeq and is a predicted model, not a curated record. The transcript has 71 exons. Lineage: Eukaryota; Metazoa; Arthropoda; Collembola; Entomobryomorpha; Isotomidae. The coding region runs from base 527 to 11923 and encodes 3798 amino acids. Gene Ontology annotation, cellular component: basement membrane. Gene Ontology annotation, biological process: cell adhesion.